Molecule: messenger RNA, 2559 nt
Organism: Oppiella nova
Lineage: Eukaryota; Metazoa; Arthropoda; Arachnida; Sarcoptiformes; Oppiidae
Source: the annotation of a GenBank genome assembly
ACCGAUGGGAACGCGAGUUUCCUGCGGGCGGCCAGAGCUGGCAAUUUGGACAAAGUGUUGGAGUAUCUGAAGGGCAGUAUAGACAUCAACACCAGUAAUGCGAACGGUCUGAACGCCCUUCACUUGGCCUCAAAGGAGGGACACGUGUCGGUCGUCACCGAACUUCUCAAGAGGGGCGCCAAUGUGAACGCAGCCACUAAAAAAGGCAACACUGCUCUGCAUAUUGCAUCCCUGGCCGGCCAGUUAGAAGUGGUCAAAGUGCUGAUCCAGAAUGGGGCCAACGUUAACUUAGAAGUGGUCAAAGUGCUGAUCCAGAAUGGGGCCAACGUUAACGUGCAGUCACUCAACGGCUUUUCGCCGCUAUAUAUGGCCGCCCAGGAGAACCACGACUCGGUGGUCAGGUAUCUGUUGUCGAACGGCGCCAAUCAGAGUCUGGCCACUGAGGACGGGUUCACGCCGCUGGCGGUGGCCCUACAACAGGGUCACGACAAGGUGGUGGCCGUACUGCUCGAGAACGACACCAAAGGCAAAGUGCGAUUACCGGCCCUUCACGUGGCCGCCAAGAAGGACGACUGUAAGGCCGCCGCUCUGCUCCUGCAGAACGACCACAACCCGGACGUGACCUCCAAGUCGGGCUUCACGCCCCUCCACAUCGCUUCCCAUUACGGCAACGAAAACAUUGCGGCCGUCCUUCUCGACAAGAACGCCGACGUGAACUUUGUGGCCAAACACCACAUCACGCCCAUCCACGUGGCGGCCAAGUGGGGCAAAGUGAACAUGGUCGCCCUACUGCUCGAUCGCAAGGCCCACAUCGACGCCGCCACCCGCGACGGACUCACACCCCUUCACUGCGCCGCCCGCAGCGGUCACGAGGCGGUGGUCGACCUAUUGCUCGAGAGGGGAGCGCCCAUCUCAGCCAAGACCAAGAAUGGUUUGGCACCUCUUCAUAUGGCAGCGCAGGGCGAUCACGUCGACAGCGCUCGUAUUCUACUGUUCCAUAAGGCACCUGUAGAUGAUGUAACGGUGCGUUUAUGUGUCUAUUCCCUUAAGGACUACUUGACAGCCCUUCACGUGUCGGCCCAUUGCGGUCACGUAAGAGUCGCUAAACUCUUAUUGGACCGCAAGGCAGACCCCAACGCCCGAGCUUUGAACGGCUUCACGCCGUUGCACAUCGCCUGUAAGAAGAACCGCAUAAAAGUGGUGGAACUCCUACUAAAACACGGCGCCUCCAUCGAGUCGACCACGGAGUCCGGCUUAACACCACUACACGUGGCGGCGUUCAUGGGCUGCAUGAAUAUUGUCAUAUACCUGAUCCAACACCUGGCCAACCCGGAUGUGCCCACUGUCAGAGGCGAGACUCCUCUGCAUUUGGCCGCCAGAGCUAACCAGACGGACAUCAUAAGGAUUUUGCUGAGGAAUGGCGCUCAGGUGGACGCCAAGGCCCGCGAACAACAGACCCCUCUGCACAUCGCGUCACGUCUUGGAAACGUAGACAUCGUUGGACUGCUUCUGCAAAAUGGCGCCGACAUCGACGCCACCACUAAAGACAUGUAUACACCCCUACACAUCGCUGCUAAGGAGGGCCAGGAGGAGGUUGCGGCCGUCCUUCUAGAGCACGGGGCCUCCCUUAAUGCCACCACUAAAAAAGGGUUCACUCCAUUGCAUUUGGCCGCUAAGUACGGAAACAUAAAAGUGGCCCGACUUCUCAUUAGCAAGGAUGCACCGGUAGAUGCACAGGGAAAGAACAACGUGACACCCCUGCACUGUGCGGCCCAUUACGAUCACGUCAAUGUGGCGCUCCUGCUCCUGGAGAAGGGGGCGUCGCCCCACGCGACCGCUAAGAACGGCUACUGUCCCCUCCAUAUCGCCGCCCGUAAGAACCAAAUGGAUAUCGCGACCACUCUUCUCGAAUACGGCGCCAAAGCCAACGCCGAAUCUAAGGCUGGGUUCACGCCAUUGCAUUUGGCGGCACAGGAGGGCCACACGGAUAUGGCGACGCUUUUGAUCGGACAUCAGGCGGACAUCAACGUGAAGGCCAAGAACUCGUUGACUCCUUUGCAUUUGUGCGCUCAGGAGGACAGAGUCAAUGUGGCGACCAUUUUGGCCAGAAAUCGGGUCGAGAUAUCGCCACAAACGAAGGCCGGUUACACACCUCUGCAUGUGGCCUCGCAUUUCGGUCAACUCAAUAUGGUUCGGUUCCUCCUGCAGAACGGAGCUGAUGUGAACGCAACCAAUGCUCACGGAUACACACCUCUACAUCAAGGGGCACAACAGGGACACACAGCUAUCGUGAACACUCUGCUCGAGCAUAAGGCCUCCCCGAACGCCAUCACCAGUCAGGGACAGACAGCCCUGUCGAUCGCCCAGCGCUUGGGCUACAUCUCAGUGGUCGAGACGUUGAAAGUGGUGACCGAAAUGGUCGUGAAGACCACCACAACGACUGUGACGGAGGAGAAGUACAAAGUGGUGGCGCCGGAGACAAUGCACGAGACAUUCAUGAGUGACUCGGAAGAUGAAGGAGGUAUUGAUCGCAUGACUUACUGUUUCACUUCACAUUAG